Molecule: messenger RNA, 963 nt
Organism: Bombyx mandarina (wild silkworm)
Lineage: Eukaryota; Metazoa; Arthropoda; Insecta; Lepidoptera; Bombycidae
Source: RefSeq, a predicted model, not a curated record
AGCUAGUACCUAUAUAAAUAUACGAAUAUUAAGGAAAAAUCAGAAAAACCAUUCAUGUUUUCUUUUAAAAUGUAACGUUAAGUCGACUAGAGGUCGAACGCAAAAAUUCGUCCUACAAAAGGUAUUUAAGUCGCGAAUUAAUUAAACGAGACCGAUCCAAACCGAUUCCAACCGAAUCGCGCUGAAGUUUAAUGGGAGUUUUUGCCUUUAUUAAUUUUUCUCAUCGUAUUUCAGAGCGCCACAGAUCAGUUGACGAAGGAACGCGGGAUAUGCAUGGAAAAGAACUGUGACGUAAGACGAGUGUUUAUGACGCUAAAGGAGUGUCAGAAACGAAUCAAGUCUAAGACUUACACAGCGGAGACGUGCCACCAAGAAACUGUGGAUCUAAUUGAAGCCAUAGAUCAUUGCGUCGGCGAUAAGGCUUUUAUUAAAUUUGCAUGAAAUUUUGAACGUUUUUUUUUUCUUUCAAAUUGUAACAUAAUGCAGGCUGUUUUUGAUUUAUCGCUCUGGAAGUCUACGAGAGGUAAGUCAGCAGUGUACGUCAGGCAUACGAUUAUAAUGGUUGCACUUUAGACAGUGUUAGUGAUCGUUAUGUAGCCUUGGAGGAGGCCGAUUUUACGCGUUUUGCGAUUCCUCCCCGCUCGAGGCCAUUCCACUGCUUUCGUUAAGUUAUCUCGUACCCCAGUUCUGAUUUGGUUGGAGACCUCCCACGCAGUCUUGUGCCAUCCACCAUCAUGUUAAAUCUACAUUGGUACAUACAGUUCGAAAGACGGUGGCAGCCUUUAAACAAUUGAGACUUCGACUUCGAAUUAAAGGGGGUGACAUCAUUCACGUUUUGAUGGCGUGAUUACUUAACAUCAAGUGGGCCGUGAGCCUACAAAAAUGCCUGACGUUUAUACAAAAUUUUAUGAUGAGCGAUAAACACACAGUUACCACAUUUAAUGCCAACUACAUGGCGCUGUG